Marmota flaviventris (yellow-bellied marmot) is the source of this 339-nucleotide messenger RNA. The record is from RefSeq and is a predicted model, not a curated record. Lineage: Eukaryota; Metazoa; Chordata; Mammalia; Rodentia; Sciuridae.
CUGGAGAUCGAGCUGCAGGCCCAGCACAACCUGAGGAACUCUCUGGAAAACACGCUGACAGAGAGCGAGGCCCGCUACAGCUCCCAGCUGUCCCAGGUGCAGUGCAUGAUCACCAACGUGGAGUCCCAGCUGGCUGAGAUCCGGGCUGACCUGGAGCGUCAGAACCAGGAGUACCAAGUGCUGCUGGACGUCCGGGCCCGGCUGGAGUGCGAGAUCAACACGUACCGGGGCCUGCUGGACAGCCAGGACUGCAACCUCCCCUGCAACCCAUGUGCUACCACCAAUGCGACUGGCAACUCCUGUGGACCCUGUGGCAGCUCUCAGAAGUGUUGCUCUUAA